AUGUCCGAGAUCAUCGGCGAAACGGACCGUGGUGGCGAGGCUCUGUUCGAUGACUCGGUGCUCAGGUCGCUUGACCUCUCGAGGUGUAAGCUCGUGGCACGGGGCCAGGGCUAUCCUUACCUCAGCGACUCGCUCCGGGCACGUCCGCUGGAGCGAGGAGACUUCGCGAACGGCUACCUUUCUCUCCUCUCCCAGUUAACCCGAGUAGGCGACUACCCCAGGGAAAAGUUCGAGGCCCAUUUCGACCGUAUGAGGGCUCUCCCUGGCGUCUAUUACACGGUGGUCGUAGAAGACGUUGACGGGGGACGACGAGUGGUGGGUACUGCAACACUCGUUAUGGAGCUCAAGUUUAUACGCGGUGCGGCGACCAGGGGCAGACUGGAGGAACUGGUGGUCGAUUCGGAGUACAGGAACCUUCACCUGGGCUCCUACCUACUGGAGCUGGUCACUGAGCUCUGUCGAGGUCUGGGGGCCUAUAAGAUGACGCUGGACUGCAAGCCAGAGGUGGAGGGUUUCUACAGCAAGUAUGGCUACACCAACGAGGGACAGAGAUACCUGACCCAGAGAUUUCAUGAUUGAUUUUUGUUACAUGUGCAAAAGAAAACAGGUUCAAAAGGCUGAAGUCUAGCCCCAUUCCGACUAGAAUUGGACAACUGAUUCAUUCAGAGUUAUGUAUACCCUGCAACUAUUUUGCUUUG
This is a messenger RNA of Geodia barretti, 698 nucleotides long. The record is from the annotation of a GenBank genome assembly. NCBI's taxonomy places the organism in Eukaryota, Metazoa, Porifera, Demospongiae, Tetractinellida, Geodiidae.